Morone saxatilis (striped sea-bass) is the source of this 3719-nucleotide messenger RNA. RefSeq names its product sodium- and chloride-dependent transporter XTRP3A-like. The record is from RefSeq and is a predicted model, not a curated record. Gene Ontology annotation, cellular component: plasma membrane. Gene Ontology annotation, biological process: sodium ion transmembrane transport. Lineage: Eukaryota; Metazoa; Chordata; Actinopteri; Moronidae. Gene Ontology annotation, molecular function: L-proline transmembrane transporter activity.
CCGCGCACUCAUCCACUCCGCUGUUGUUCCUCUGAGGACUGGCUGCCGAGCACAUACCUGGAGAAGUUUGCAGGAGACAGACAUGGACAAAGGUGCAAGACCCAACUGGGACAACCCCAUGCAGUUUGUGCUGGCAUGUGUAUCAUAUGCGGUCGGACUUGGAAACGUGUGGCGAUUUCCCUACCUCUGUCAAUUGCACGGUGGAGGGGGGUUCUUGAUACCAUACCUCAUCAUGCUGUUUCUGGAGGGUGUUCCUUUAUUCUACCUGGAGCUCGCCAUUGGUCAGAAGAUGAGUCUGGGCAGUAUUGGGGCAUGGACUGCCAUCAGCCCUUAUCUGGGAGGAGUGGGUCUUGCUAGUGUUGUGACAUCCCUGUAUCUUUGUCUGUAUUACAACAUCAUCAAUGCAUGGAGUUUCUGGUACCUCUUUCAUUCUUUUCAAUCAGUUCUCCCCUGGGCAGACUGCCCCAUCAAUUCCAAUCGGACAGGACCUAUAGAGGAGUGUGAAAGGGCUACACCCACCCAGUACUUCUUCUACAGGGAAACACUGGACAUUUCUUCUUCUAUUGAAGUGAAUGGAGGCAUUCAUACAGGCCAGGCACUGUGCCUUGUGCUUGCCUGGUUGAUUACCUACCUGUUCAUUGUCCGAGGAGUAAAGUCAACUGGAAAGGUGGUGUACUUCACAGCCACAUUUCCAUAUGUGGUCCUCUUCAUCUACCUUAUCCGGGGCUUGACUCUUCAUGGCGCCAUAAAUGGUGUCAAAUACAUGUUCACACCCAAGAUGGAACAACUUGCCAACCCUACAACAUGGAUCAAUGCAGCCACUCAAAUCUUUUUCUCUCUGGGUUUGGGUUUUGGGUCACUCAUUGCUUUUGCCAGCUACAACCAGUACAACAACAACUUUGAGCGCCAGGCCAUCAUUGUUUCCCUUAUCAACAGUGGAACCUCCAUCUUUGCAAGCAUUGUCACCUUUGCCAUCUAUGGGUUCAAGGCCACCGUCAACUACGAGAACUGUCUGGAGAGGACACGCUUGCUGCUGCUGAAUGCCUUUAGUCUAGCUGAAGACAGUAUCACCAUGGACACUGUCUUUGAUUGGAUUGAGAAGCUGAACGCAACAUACCCACAACAGUUUGCUGAAAUCGCUGACAAACUGGAAAACUGUGACCUGGAGAGUGAACUAGACACCGCAGUAGAGGGGACAGGUCUGGCCUUUAUAGUAUAUAGUGAGGCCAUUAUGAAUAUGCCAUUGUCUCAGCUGUGGUCAGUGCUGUACUUCAUCAUGCUCCUGCUGUUGGGAAUGGGCAGCAUGCUGGGCAACGUCACUGCCAUCGUCACCCCACUACGAGACUUCAAGAUCAUGUCCCGCAUGAGCAACGAGUUGUUAAACGGGGAAGUCAGAGGUGACGGAGUAUCCUGUCUUUGGUCAACUCUUCAUCGGGCUGCUGUUGGUGUCAUCAGUCAGCUGUGUUCCCCUCACAGCUCUGUAUGUCUACUGCAGGAAGAGGAAACAUGGAAACCAUCAUAAGAGGCAGCGUACUGUCAGCACAGUAUCUACUUAGUGACCAGAUGAUGACAGAGACUAACCUCCCACCAUUACCAGCUAAACAAAGCCACAGUACAUCAUUUAUUAUCUAUUACAUGGAGGGACAGUGGUACAUAAUUAGUGGGCAUUUGUGUUUUCUCUUCGUUCUCACCCAAUUUCACACUACAGAAGUCAUUUUUUAGUUGUUCUCCCUGCAAGAGGACCUCUUUUACUGAAGUGAACAAGGCCCUUUUGCAGCAGGAAACACAAGACAAAUUGGAGGCAUGGGGUCAUAGAAUCCAGAUGAAAAUCAGGUUAAACCUCCCUACUCCUUUUCAAAAAGAAGUUUGGGUAUUCAAAGUCUGAUGAAUAUAUUAUUGUAAAAAGAUUUCUCAGUAUUAAAAUCACACAACACCUUUCAUUUAUGUUAAAGGUCCAGUGUGUAAGAUAAGGGAAGUCAGACUUAUGAGCCGGAUUCAAAUCAAUAAUAUAUUUAUACUGAAAGAGAUUCAGCACAUUCUAAAUAGAGUACGAUCAGUCUCAGCUAGCAAUUUCUACAGCUUAACUGUGGAACAUGUUAUUAGUGUGUAGAUAGUUUGUUUAAUUGCAAAUUGCAACAUUUACAGGAAAAUAUGGUUGUAAUUCCAUUUUUAGUAAAGCUUUAUUUCACAGUCUGCUAAUUACCUGGCAUUUACUAGGAAACUAGAUGGUAACAAAAUAUAGUAUAUUAGGAAAGUACCAAAAGAACUGGCUAGUAAGUACAAAGUGAUUACCUAGUAAGUACAUGGAAACCUACCAUGAAAGUCAUCAUCAUCAAGCAUACUUUCAGAUUGGCAGUAUAUGGUUUAUAGAGUAUAUAACUAAAAAUAACCAAUGUAUAGUAAGAACAAUUAACCUUGUGGUAUUUCCACAUACAUACUGUGGUAUUCUCUAGUAUGCAAUGUGUACCUACUGGGUAAUAACUAAGUUCUUACUAACCAUUUAUUUGGGUAGUUUCUUAAUCAAGCAAUUUUUACUAUCUAGUUUCCUGGAAGGUUUUCAUGUACUUACUAGGUAAUAACUUAGUGCUUACCAUCCUUUUUAUUAUAGGUAUGUAAGUGUACGUAUGUAUGUAGGUUUGUAUCACCUUGAUUCCUUACCAUCUAGUUUACUGGAAGGUUUCCAUGUAUUUACUUAGUAAUAACUUUCUACUUAAAAGCCAGUUCUUUUGGUACUUUCCUAAUAACUGGAUUUUGUUAUCAUCUACGUCCCUAGUAAUUAGCAGACUCUAAAACAAAGCAUUACCCAGUUUUCAUAUGAUGCUAGUUUACUAAAUGGACAUAAUGAUGGAUGUAUGUAGAUAUGUAGCAAUGGCUCAGUGGGUUAUGAUAUAUAGUAUCUUAUAUACUGCAAAGACAUGACACAAGUCAUGUUGUUUCAUAUUCAGCCUUAAAUAUGCAUUCCUCUUAUCAAUGGGGUGAGCUAAUUCAGGGUCAAGUCAAGUUUGUUUGUACAAAAAUAAACAAAAUCCCCCAGUGGGAUUAAAGUCCAACAAUAGGAUUACAGAAGUCCAGCACUGUUGUGCAGUUUACCGUGUUUCAGGAAUUUUCUAAAAGUGAGUACUUUGGCAUAAAAAAAAGAGCAGUUUACAUCACUAGUACUAAAACAUGACUUGAUUGUAGAGUGCACUGCCUGCAAAAAAUAUCACGACACAAUGCUGACACUGAAUUUAGUUAAAGUCAAUUGUAUUUGUAUCACGUAAAAUCAUAAUAGAAGUUAUCUCAGGAUACUUUUCAUACAGAGCAGGUCUAGACGGUACUCCUUAUAAAAUUAUUUACAGAGACCCAACAAUUCCCACCAUGAGCAAGCGCUUGACUGAUUAAGGUGUAGUUCUUGUAACAGUCUACUCAUCUAACAAUAGCUUGUAUAGAGUUGUCUGGUAAUGUGUACUGUUUGUAAGAUUAUACAAAUGGUCUGUUUUUCCUACAUAUUAAAUAUUUUUUGAUAAGUGCUUUUAUAUCUGUUUUAAAUGGGUUGGAUAUGCUAUCAUACAUUCUCUAUUAGAUAUGCAUGUUAAACAGAGACCACAUAAGGUCCAUUGUAUGAACCAAUAAUAGAUCUACUGUGCCAAAUAUAAUUUGAAUACUGAAAUAUUUGCUUUAUACACCCUCAAAUAUGUCAAAUGUGUACAUACUGUAAAUAUGUGUGCCUUCUAAUGAUC